Messenger RNA from Striga asiatica, 3002 nucleotides. NCBI's taxonomy places the organism in Eukaryota, Viridiplantae, Streptophyta, Magnoliopsida, Lamiales, Orobanchaceae. The record is from the annotation of a GenBank genome assembly.
CAAAGCCCUUAUUAUUAUUUAACGCCACUUAUUAGCAUAGCUUUAGCAUGUGUAUAUGAUAAUACCAUAAUCUUUUCCUGAUCCCCUAUCUUAUCAGAAAAUAAUAUAAAAUACUCAAAUCUUAGCCGUUAAAACAUCCUCACACGCAGGAACUUUAUCCUCCGCCAUUCAAUCUUCCUAUUCGCCGUAGCCCUAGAAAUUGAUCGGAAAACAGAGAAGAAAUAGUUAGAGGAACCGAUGAAUUUCAAGCCGCCGGAGGCUUGGUCGGCCUCCCCGACGGUGAAGUCGUCGGGAUCCAGCAGCUCCAUCGUGACGGCGGAGAAGGCUUUAUCCUUCAUAUCCAAGGGGUGGCGCGAGGUGCGCUCCUCCGCGGACGCCGAUCUCCAGCUGCUCAAGAACCGGGCCAACUCCUUUAAGAACCUAGCCGACAGGGAGCUCGAGAAUUUCCUCAACUCCGCCUCCAAAUCGACCUUCAGCGUGCCCUCGAUUACCGCCUCCGCCACUCUCAACCCGGCGCCUCAUGCCGAAAUCGACUUCGUGAAGAAGCUUCAGCCAAAACUGUCCGAAAUCAGAAGGGUGUACUCGUCGCCGGAUUUCAAGUUCUACCAGCGGCCGCAGAUUAAGAUCGAUUUAUCAGCGAUUAAGAACGCGAUUGUUGCGGAGGUGGGGGAGGAUGAUGUGGAGGAUGAGAGAGAAAACUUCAGGAAGUGGAGAGCGAAGUUCAAGGAGAGGGAGAGGGAGGAGGGGCAAUUUGGGGAAUUCUGGGAACCGAUUAAGACGUUGAAGUCGAGGCUGAGGGAAUUAGAGCACAAGAGUUCCAGUGAGAUUUUUGAGGGGAUUAAGAAUAGUGAGUUUGUCGAGAAAUUCAAAUCAAGCCUGAAAACACUUUGCAAGGAUCCAAAUGAGUCAAAGGUUAGUUCACUUCUUAUUUCAAACUUCACACUUGAAGUUCUGCCCCUCGAUGUACCAGAACUGCUGGCAUCUUUAGUAAGACAGUCCAGCCCCUUGCUGGAUCAACUCGGCAUUAGCAGAGGAAUAUCGGACAAGAUAGUAGAAAGCUUGUGCAGUAAGCGCAAGAAUCAGCUUCUAUUGCGCUCUUUACCUGAGGGAGAGUCAUCUAUAAUUGAAAGUGAGAACAUCAAUGAUGAGCUGGAUUUAAGGAUAGCCAGUGUUCUCCAGAGUACGGGGCAUUGUUAUGAAGGUGGUUUUUGGAAUGACGUCGGGAAACAUGGCGUGGUGUCUGAGAGAAAGAGGCAUGUGGCUAUUGUCACCACUGCCAGCCUUCCUUGGAUGACUGGGACAGCUGUAAAUCCUUUGUUUAGAGCAGCAUAUUUGGCGAAUUCCGCUAAGCAGAAUGUGACUCUCUUGGUCCCAUGGCUUUGUAGAUCUGAUCAGGAGCUUGUGUAUCCCAACAACCUCACUUUUAGUUCGCCUGAGGAGCAGGAAAGUUAUAUACGCAGUUGGCUUGAGGAGAGGAUUGGAUUCAAGGCUGACUUCAAGAUAUCAUUCUACCCAGGAAAGUUCUCGAAAGCAAGGCGCAGUAUUAUACCUGCGGGGGAUACUUCUCAGUUUAUCUCCUCAAAGGAUGCUGACAUUGCAAUCCUAGAAGAACCAGAACAUUUGAACUGGUACCACCAUGGUAAACGUUGGACUGAUAAAUUCAACCAUGUAGUCGGUGUUGUUCAUACAAAUUACUUGGAAUACAUCAAGAGGGAGAAGAAUGGUGCCCUUCAAGCUUUUCUAGUCAAACACAUAAACAAUUGGGUGGUCAGAGCAUACUGUCACAAGGUCCUUCGGCUAUCUGCUGCAACUCAAGAUUUACCUAAAUCCGUGAUUUGCAAUGUUCAUGGGGUGAACCCCAAGUUCUUGAAAAUUGGUGAAAAAGUAGCUUCCGAAAAGGAGCGCGGGGAGAAAACAUUUUCAAAGGGGGCAUAUUUCUUAGGCAAAAUGGUGUGGGCAAAAGGGUAUAAAGAGUUGAUAGAUUUAUUAUCAAAGCACAAGAAAGACCUGGAUGGAUUCAACUUGGACGUGUAUGGCAAUGGAGAGGAUGCUCAGGAAGUUCAGAGCACUGCCAAAAGGCUUAAUUUGAAUCUGAACUUCAUGAAAGGCAGAGAUCAUGCAGAUGAUUCCUUACAGGGCUACAAAAUCUUCAUAAACCCAAGUGUGAGCGACGUCCUCUGCACGGCCACAGCUGAGGCACUCGCGAUGGGUAAAUUUGUCGUUUGUGCUGACCACCCUUCGAACGACUUCUUCAGGGCAUUCCCCAACUGCCUAACCUACAAGACGCCUGAGGACUUUGUCACCAAAGUGAGAGAAGCCAUGGCCAGCGAGCCCCAGCCUCUGACACCCGAGCAGAUGUACAGCCUCUCCUGGGAGGCAGCCACCCAGCGCUUCAUGGAAUAUUCCGAGCUCAGCAAGCUCUUGAAUAAUGAUUCGAACUCGAAUUCGAGCAGGACCAGAAAUAACAGUGGUUUGGUGAAAUCGAUCUCGUUGCCCAACCUGAGUGAAAUGGCUGAUGGGGGACUCGCUCUCGCGCAUUACUGCCUGACGGGAAAUGAAUUUCUUAGGUUGUGUACUGGGGCUAUACCCGGGACUAGGGACUAUGACAAGCAGCAUAGUGAUGAUCUGGGUCUCUUGCCGCCCCACGUGGAGAACCCGAUAUACGGCUGGUAGUUGUUAGGUGUGCGCUAGGUGGAAUUGUAAACUCCAUUGUUUCACGUCGUGUAAAGAUAGAUAUUAUGAUGUAUCUAUAGCUUAUGUGUUCGCUACCAUGGUGGUGUUUCUUUCGCCUUGAUGGUGUUUCUUUCACCUUUCCCGAUCACCUUUUGUUUUGCGUCUUGACGGGACCUGUCUGAGUGUAUAUUGUGUUAGGGCACUGUCCUUUGGUUUGUAUUCCUCAGCAAUUUUGUAUUCCUCAGCAAUUUAGGGUACUGUCCAAAUUUUAUUUCUAAUCAAGUUUGAACAAGUAAUCUAUCUUGAGAAUAAUGGAUAAACAAUUGAAA